CCAAGAAAAGCAACCAAAAAAGAAAGGGAAGUGGGAAGGGAAGAGAGGAGAAGGAGCCAAAGAAAGCUCUCUUCUUCCUCCUCCUCUCAAAUUUCAUCUCUCUUUCUUUCUUCUUCUCCUCGCCCGGUUCCCCGAUUUUUUAGAGGGGAAGAGGAGGAGAUGGGGAGGGAGGAGAGGUUCCCGGUGUGGGAGGCCGCGCUGGGUGCCGGGGUUGCCACCGCCUUCGCCGCCGGGCUCGUCGGAGUCUACCUUUCCAUGCCGGACUCCGACUACAGCUUCCUCAAGUUGCCGCACAACCUCGAGGAACUCCAAAUCCUCACUGGCCACCUUGAGAACUAUACUAGUGACUACACCCUUCAGGUGUUGGUAGGUUAUUGUGCUGUGUACAUCUUCAUGCAGACCUUCAUGAUCCCAGGGACAAUAUUCAUGUCACUCCUUGCUGGUGCUCUGUUUGGGCAACUUCGGGGCGUGGCCCUGGUGGUCUUUGCUGCCACUGCUGGUGCUUCUUCAUGCUAUUUCCUGUCGAAGAUGAUUGGAAAACCACUGGUCUUCUCACUGUGGCCAGAUAAGCUCAGUUUCUUUCAAAAGCAGGUUGCUAAAAGAAGAGAGAAGCUGUUGAAUUACAUGCUUUUCCUCAGGGUCACCCCAACAUUGCCAAAUACCUUCAUUAACUUAGCUUCACCCAUAGUAGAUGUCCCCUACCAUAUAUUCCUACUGGCAACUCUUAUUGGUCUCAUCCCAGCUGCUUACGUGACUGUGAGGGCUGGAAUUGCUCUUGGAGAGUUAACUUCUCUGAGUGACCUGUACGACACCCAGUCAAUUGCACUGCUAUUCCUGAUCGGUGUUGUUUCAGUCACACCAGCAUUGUUGGGCAAGGACGAGGCACAAGAAAAACCAUCAGAAAUGGCGGUAGGCGCUUCAUGAGCACCAAAGCACCAUACGGUGUCCACCUCACCUGUAUAUAUCAACAUCCAGCAUGCGGUGGCUUCAUUAGAUCGGAUCAAUGGGCUCCUGUGGCUGGACGCCAUAUGGUUCGCAUGGCUGCACAGCUUGGUGGUACCUCGGCCGCAGUCCAUCCAUCAACCGCCCACAGAGGAACCUGUAUUGCCAUCAGAACAUUGUUUCAUGACCAUUCACCACAUCACGAAUGAAUCUGGGAAGCAAAAUGCCCGUCAGACAAGCUGCUCUGACGUGUAAACUAGUAAUGCUGUUUAGAUGGGUCAAUGAACUAGCCCACUCAUUGUAUAUACUGACCAGAUUCAUUCAAUCCAUAUUCAGUGGUUCAAAGAUAA
Messenger RNA from Phragmites australis (common reed), 1292 nucleotides. RefSeq lists its product as uncharacterized. The coding region runs from base 160 to 924 and encodes 254 amino acids. The record is from RefSeq and is a predicted model, not a curated record. The transcript is spliced from 4 exons. Lineage: Eukaryota; Viridiplantae; Streptophyta; Magnoliopsida; Poales; Poaceae.